Molecule: messenger RNA, 273 nt
Organism: Podospora bellae-mahoneyi
Lineage: Eukaryota; Fungi; Ascomycota; Sordariomycetes; Sordariales; Podosporaceae
Exons: 2
Coding region: 1-273 (90 amino acids)
Source: RefSeq, a predicted model, not a curated record
AUGCCGACCACCACUGCCACCGACGCCGACGACAAGGCCCUUUUCAACAAUGGUCUUUUUGAUGGAGUGCGUCUACUGGAAUUUGCUGCCCGAAGAUGGUUCACCCUCGUUGUCCUAUCUCUCGAUUGUGUAAGGCACACCAACAACUGGUUCUUCGACAAGCUGCCUUUGGACAAGGCGCUCAUUUUCAACGGGUAUCUGUUCGGGCCAUGGGACAUCGCCAAGUAUAACGAGCUCAUGCCAAAGGCUCCAGAGCGGGGUUGCGUUUGUUAG